Bacillus rossius redtenbacheri is the source of this 5524-nucleotide messenger RNA. Its product is annotated as frizzled-4-like. NCBI's taxonomy places the organism in Eukaryota, Metazoa, Arthropoda, Insecta, Phasmatodea, Bacillidae. The transcript is spliced from 3 exons. Gene Ontology annotation, molecular function: Wnt-protein binding; Wnt receptor activity. Gene Ontology annotation, biological process: non-canonical Wnt signaling pathway; canonical Wnt signaling pathway. Bases 71 to 1672 code for a protein of 533 amino acids. Gene Ontology annotation, cellular component: plasma membrane. The record is from RefSeq and is a predicted model, not a curated record.
CUGGCGGUCUGGCUCCGGCUCAGUCCGCGGCCGGCGGAGCUGCGGAGCGGAGUGUGCGAGCGGGCGAGUCAUGCGGUCGCUGGUGCUGCUGCUCGCGCUGUGCUCGGCGGCGGCGGGCCAGGCCAGCCGCGCGUGCGAGCCCAUCCGCGUGGAGAUGUGCCGCGACCUGGGCUACAACGUGACGGGCAUGCCCAACCUGGCGGGCCACGAGCUGCAGGCGGACGCCGACUUCACGCUGCAGACCUUCUCGCCGCUGGUGCAGUACGGCUGCUCGGCGCAGCUUCACGUGUUCCUGUGCUCGGUGUACGUGCCCAUGUGCACGGAGAAGGUGCCCACGCCGAUCGGGCCGUGCCGCGGCCUGUGCGAGGCGGUGCGCGCGCGCUGCUACCCGGUGCUGCAAGGGUUCGGGUUCGCCUGGCCGGCGGCGCUCAACUGCUCCAAGUUCCCCGCGGAGAACAACCACCGCCACAUGUGCAUGGAGGGUCCCGGGGAGGGCGGCGCGGGGCGAGGUCCCGGGGUCUUGCCCGCCGUGGCGGCCGCCGCCCCUCCGCAGCUGGGCCCGCGCGCCCCCUGCUCGCAGUUCGCGCGCCCCGCGCUCUACGUGUUCGACAACCGCUCUGGCCGCUGCGCGCAGCUGUGCGAGGCGCACGUGCUGUUCGGGCCCGGCGACAAGCGGCUGGCCGAGGUGUGGCUGUCCGUGUGGGCGGGCGCGUGCUUCGUCUCGUCGGCGCUGGCCGUGCUGAGCUUCGCCGUGGACGGGUCCCGGCGGCGCUACCCGGAGCGGCCCUUGGCCUUCCUCGCGCUGUGCCACGCGCUGUGCAGCGCCGGCUGGGGGCUGCGAGCCGCCGCCGGCCGCUCCUCCGUGGCCUGCGCCCCCGACCCCGCCGCCCCCGGCCGCUGGCUGCUGGCGCAGGACGGCCUCAGCAACGCCAACUGCGCCGUCGUCUUCCUGCUGCUCUACUACUUCGGCACGGCCGCGUCUGUCUGGUGGGUGCUGGUGUGCCUGAGCUGGAUGCUGGCGGCGGGGCUGCGCUGGAGCCACGAGCGGGCCCAGAGGCACUCCACGCUGCUGCACCUGGCCGGCUGGGGGCUGCCCGCCGUGCAGACUGUCGCCGUGCUCGUGCUGCGCGACGUGGACGCCGACGAGCUCACAGGGGCGUGCUCGGUGGGGCGCCAGAACUCCCGCUCGCUGCUGCUGCUGGUGCUGCUGCCGCAGUGCUGCUACCUGGCGGCGGGCUGCGCCGUGCUGGUGGCGGGGGCGGCGCGCCACCGCCCCUCGCCGCAGCGCCGCCCCCAGGACGCGGCGGCGGCCACCACGCGCCUCGGCGUGCUCGCGGCGCUCUACUCGCUGCCGGCCUCCUGCGUCGUCGCCAGCCUCGCCUACGAGCUGUGGCUGCGCGACUCGUGGCUGCGGGGCGACGGCCGGCCGCGCCUCUGGGUCUUCCUGCUGCGCCUCUUCAUGUCCAUGGUGGCCGGCGUGACGGCGCUCGUGUGGGUGUGGUCGCCCAAGACGCUGCGCGCGUGGCGGGUCGCGCUGCGCAGCUUCGGGCCGUACCGCCCGGCGCCCGUCAAGUGCCUGCCCAUCCAGUACUACCCGCCGCAGCCGCUGCCGCUGCCGCGCGCGCGCAGGAAGAAGCGCCGCAGCAAGCACGGCAGCGAGACGACCGUGUGACGUCCUCCGCAGGUCCAUCUAGUGCUCUGGCUGGAUCACGCUGCGCUAUGGCAAGCGUGUCAUGAUUAUAACCAGUUAGCGGCCCAUUUUGUACUCGUACAUUGUCUUCAACUCGAGAUAAUCCAAAGACCACCGGGUGUUCACAGGUCCGUCUAGUGUUCUGGCAACAGUGUGCGAUCUUGGGCCAUCGUAGAGUCCUCUGUGUUUUUUAAAUCGUGAUUCUAACCAGUUUACGGGCCCAUUUUGGACUCGCACGUUGUCUUCAACUCAAGGUAAUCCAAAGACCACCGGGUGUUCACAGGUCCGUCUAGUGCUCUGGCCGAAUGACAAAACUUGACACGCUGCUCUUGGCAAGCAUGCCAGAAGCACCUCAAGAACAUUGGCAGACGGACAACAAUGUGCGUGCGAUCUUGGGGUCAUCGUCGAGUCUUCUAUGUUUUUAAAUCGUGAUUCUAACCAGUUUACGGGCCCAUUUUGGACUCGCACAUUGUCUUCAACUCUAAUCCAAAGAUCACCAAGUGUUCACAUGUUCGUCUAGUGCUCUGGCUGAAUGACAAACUUGACACACGGCUCUUGGCAGGCAUGCUGCGCUAGAAGCACCUCAAGAACACGGCAGACACAACAAUAUGCGAUAUCCUGAUUAUCUUCAGUUAUCUAUUUUUUUUCUUAUCAUGACCCUAACAAGUUUCGUGCCCGUUUUGGACUUGCAAAUUGUCUUUGAUUCAAGAUAGUCCAAAGACCACCGGGUGUUCAUGUGCUGGUCAAAUGACAAACCUGACACACUGUCCUUGGCAAAGCAUGCUGUGCAGGAAGCACCUCAAGGUCACAGAGAGACAACAGUAUGCGAUCUUUUGUUAUCUUCAGGUUAUCGAUUUAUUUUAUUAUGUUCCUGGCUCUUUUUUUGCCCAUUUUGAACUUGCACUCGGCUGUUCACAGGUACAUUGAGUGUUCUAGCUAACCAAACUAACACUGCUCCUGGCAAGCAUUUACAUGCUAGCGUAAUAAUGCUUGGAUCAGCCCUACAAUCAAUUAUAAUUGCAGUGUUAAACAAAAGCCCAUGAUGAAUCCUUCAGAUCUUUCAGGUGAAUCGUCACUCCGACUCUAGCACUGCUCUUGGAACACAUACUGUCAAGUAUGUGUGCAUACUAUAGUUGUACUAGUCAACAAAUCAUGAGCUGCCACUAUUUAAAUGAUGCACAAAAGUCAUCGUCUUCAACCAGGUCUAUAGCAGCGGGCAUAUUGAUCUGCUGUUGGUAUAUUCGUUGCUUGGAAGGGUCUGUAACGAUUACAUCGGCCCUGGGAUCGUCUUAGAAUCAUAGUAUUGCCCCUAGAUGCAGGGCAAGAGAAAGUCCAGUGGUGUAGUUGCCAUCUCGGCCAGUUUAUAUGUGGUUUUGCCACACAUUACAUUUAUUUUCUAUUUACACACCUGUUGAGAGACUGUAUAAUGUACCUUACAUGGUGGUACUAAAGAUUCACAUUUUUGGUCAAUGUGAUAUACUACUUCAGUGGAGUUUAUGGAGAAACAUGAUGUUCAUUAUUACUGGUAAAAUAUUCUUACCAUACCUAAAGUAUUUUCUUCCUGUCUGACUUUUCACUAACUUAGCAACUUAACAACCAUGGCCUUAUAUUUCCGCUUCUCUUAACAAGGUGAGAGGACUUGGUUGAGUAAUAACAUUUUAAUGAAACAGCCAAAGGUUGUAAAAAUGUUCGGGUAUCAAAGAAGUAAUUUUUUUUAUUUAUUCUGGGGCAUAUUUUAUUUUCCGCAUUGAUUUUGUCCGUAGCUCAGUAAAAACUACUGUUUAUAACCAUUGCAAGUAAACUAAUAAAACAUUUUAAAAUGUGUUCACUAAGCAAUGAGUAAAACUUUAAAAUUCUCCACUGAUAUAAACUUUCGUAAUGUUUUGCAAAAAAAAAAAGUUAAGUAUUAGAUUUUACAGUUACCUUCUAGUUCUUUUGUACAAUGUGAGGAAUGCGGGCUACAUUUGUCACACAGGAUAUGAAACAAUCCUAAUGAAAAGCUAUUUUAAAACUUACAUAUCGCUUAAACAUAAGCACAAAAACAAAAUUAAUAUUUCAGUGACUUUUCUCAUCAGGUACAAUAAAAUAUAACCAUGGUGCACUAUAAAUGAGUAUAUAAUUUAAUGUAGAUACAACUAUUAUUGUGAUUUUACACUCGACUGAAACAUUUGUUUUAAAAUUCAGUCUUAUUUGAAUAAUAUAAUUAACUCUUUAAAGCUGUUUUGAUAUCAUUUUUAUUUGUAUUUCAUGUCUUAUUUAAUAGUGUUAUUGUACAUUUUAUGUUAUAAGUCUGUCAUUUUUCUUGAUAGUUAAUAUCAAUAUUGAGUUGUCACAUUUCCAAUCCACCCAGGAUGAAUCCCUCUGUAAAUAUUAUAACACUGUAGCAUGGCUGUUGACAUUAACUUUGAGGUAAGGUCGCUAUAAAAUUUUAGUGAAAAGACCCCACAGAGUGAUGCAGUAAACAAAAACCAUGACAAGAAAAUUACAGAAUUUUAUUCACUAACUUUUUAAUGUGACCUUACUUCGAAAUUGAAGGUCAGUAGUCAUGCAUUUGUUGUUAAAUAUUUUCGGAGCCUGUUCUCAAACACUUGUUGAUAACCAUGGAAAAUUAAUUCUCAUCACAAGGAGACUUUGCAGUUGAGUGUAAAAGCACCUACCCUACAUUCACAUGACAGGAUUUGUUUUUAGUAAGAUGCAACAAAAAAAAUUCUCAGAAUUUUUUUAGUCUCUGUUUUUGCAAUUUUCUUAUUUAAAACCAGCAUUUGUCACUUUAAUUUUGCUCCCAGUUCUUUUAAAAGUUUAUAUUUUUGUUAAGUGUCCAACCAUGACAUGUAUCUUCCAUUUUUAAUUUAUUUGAGUCUAUUAGUAGUUUGUUACUGCAGUCGUUUUAAUUGUUUUGACGGGUGACUAUGGUUUUAAAAAUGUUUUGUAACUUUCAUUGUACUUUCACACAUUUUCAAUUCUCAUGCAACUUUGAAGUGUUUGCAUUAUACAAUAGAGAUGAUCAAACUUGCAAGAGAACAAAUCAUUUAUUUCAUCAGGGCAUUGUCUGUGAUUCUUGUUUUAUUCGGUGUAUGCCGUCCAGUAAUGAUACAAUUCUUACGUUAUUUUUGAAGGAGUCAGUUCAAGGAAGAUGUGAGUGUUGCAGUUGAACUUAUAGCUAUUUUUUAUGUGAUUAAUUAGCUUGAUUAUCUUUUUUUAGUCAUAAGAUAAGGUAUUAUAUGUUUUAAUGUGAAGACAUUCUCUUGCACUAAUAAGUUUAUUAAUUAAUUUUGCAAUCGAGACUAUACAGCACUGCUUGUGUAAAUAACAAAAUUACCUCAGUUAACGAAAUGAUUUUGUACAAACGAAUAGAAGAAAAAUAUGAACAGCUUGAUAAAAUAUGUAGUAUUUUAUAAAAUCUAUAGUGACUGGAUAGAUAUUUAUAGUGAGAAAGCAGUGCAAAUUUAAAAGAAAAUGAAAUGUUUGUAUUGUCAACAAUAGAUAAAAACAUUUUUUUUUUUUUUGCUCGGGUAGUCAGUGUCCAUUUUAAAAUAUUCUUUGAAAUAAAUUGUGUAAAUUAUUUUGAAUGUCACCAUUAGUCUGUAUAUAAAUGUUGAGUGUCCAUUACUUUUCACCCUUGCUCAAAGUGUACAUUGUUUCAUUCAUUGUAGAUUUUGCAAUAAAUGUAGUCAUGUAGUUGUUAUUUUUGUAAAUAGUGCUAAGUCGCUAGUUUUAUAAUUAAAUUUGUACAUUAUUAAAAAGAAGUUUCAAUUACCAUGUGAUCCUAAUAGAGAGUAAGGGUUCCAGUAGUCACAAUAAAUCUCAGUGACGGCACAGCAUUCUUGCAUGUUU